Molecule: messenger RNA, 977 nt
Organism: Somion occarium
Lineage: Eukaryota; Fungi; Basidiomycota; Agaricomycetes; Polyporales; Cerrenaceae
Source: the annotation of a GenBank genome assembly
AGGCUUUGCUCUGUUGCACGACCAGCUUGAACAGUCCCCUCAUGGUCUGUAAGCUCACGAGUCGAGAUUCUGAACGACGGCGGCUACCGUUCGGACGGACGAAAGCAGUAUGAACUUCGAGAUAUCGUAAUCGACUUAUCUCAAAGAGGAACUGCGGAUGGUUCUGCAAGUAUCACUCAUGGACUUACAGAGGUACUCGUAGAAGUGUUUGGACCACGAGAGGCGAAGGUCCGCGCACAGACGAUGCAUGACCGGGCGUUGAUUAAUGUGGAGGUCAAUAUCGUUCCGUUUAGUACUGGAGAGAGAAGAAAAAGGUCAAGGGGUGACAAGCGAAUAUUGGAACUUGGCUCAACGAUCAAGUCGACGUUUGAGCCAGUCGUCCAGACUUCUCUUUACCCUCGUUCCGAGAUCGACAUCUUCGUACAUGUCCUGCAACAAGAUGGUGGCCUCCUACAGGCUAGCAUCAACGCUAGUACACUCGCUCUCAUAAGCGCAGGAAUCCCUCUACACGACUUCGUCUGUGCAGUAACAGGAGGUGUUCACUCGACAGCACCGAUGCUCGACCUCACAACGCUAGAAGAAAACGACAUCCCUCAUGUCACUGUCGCUGUCAUGCCGAAAACGAAAAAGGUCACUCUGGUGACGAUGGAGACGAGAUUACAUGUCGAUCGGUUUGGCGAUAUCUUCAAGUUGGCAUGUGAAGCGGGGCAGGUCAUUCAUAAGGAGAUGAAGAGGGCGGUCUCGGAGAGGACACAGAAGCUGGUGACUGCGAUGGAGAUGGGUCCUCGGGUUGUCCCGAGUGCGGAUGUUGGGGACAGGGAUGCUAUGAUAGACGACUUGAAUGAUUAUUGACUUUUUGCAAGGCCUCCUGUUUUGAGCUUUGAACGUUAGUUUCGUUGUUCUGCGACAAGCUGAGAUUUCGUGAGUGUAGAUUUGAAUGCUCUUUUCAUGAAUUGCACCGCAGAAUACUUUCGAUC